ACAAUCGAUUUUAGCUUACAGCAUUGCCAGAUCGCAAUGAAAAGCUGCUCAGCUGUUAGAAGCGUUUGACUUUUUUUUGACUUUGAUACAUUUUCUUAAGCGCAAUUGCAAUAUAAUUUGCAAUUGCUGAAGAAACAAUGCGCGAUGUGCCGAAAUCUCUCGGUCUCUCGGUCACAACUCCAGGCGGCAGUUCGGGUGCUCCGGACAGUGGACGCCACAACAGCUUGGAGGAAAUCAAUCUGGACCAGUUCCUGAAGACGUCUAACUACGAGGACACGGUGAAGCAGCUGGACAUCUACUAUGGCAUCGUCAAGCGUCAACUGCUGCGCUACCAGAGUCCCAUCACCGGUUUGUUUCCGGUGAUGAGCACCGACCAGUUGGUGGGAUCCGUGCGAGACAGUGUGUAUUGCGCAUCCGCCGUGUGGAGCUUGUACCAGGCGUACAGAAGAAUCGACGAUGACCGCGGAAAGUCCUACGAACUGGGUCAGAGCACUGUGAAGUGCAUGCGAGGCAUUCUGGAGUGCUGGGUCAAGCAGGCAUCGCGGGUGGAGCUCUUUAAGCAGCGCCAGUCCAAUCAGCACGCACUGCACAGCAAGUUCCAGCUGCACACCGGAGAGAAGAUCUAUCCGGAUGAGUUUUACAAUCACCUGCAGAUCGAUUGCGUUUCUCUCUAUCUGUUGUUCCUCGUCCAGAUGAUAACCUCUGGCCUGCAGAUCAUUUACACCCACGACGAGGUGGCCUUUGUCCAGAAUCUAGUGUACUAUGUGGAGCGCGCUUAUCGUACACCCGACUUUGGCAUGUGGGAGCGGGGCUCUAAAUAUAACAAUGGCACCCCGGAGAUCCAUGCCUCCUCCAUUGGCAUGGCCAAGUCCGCCUUGGAGGCCAUUAACGGAUGCAAUCUGUUCGGCGAGAAAGGAGCUUCAUGGAGUGUUGUCUAUGUGGACAUUGAUGCCCACAACCGGAAUCGCAGUAUUUUCGAAACCAUGCUGCCCAGGGAAUCAAGUUCAAAGGGAGUUGAUGCGUCACUGCUGCUCACACUUUCCUUCCCAGCCUUUGCCUCGCAUGAAGAUCGCCUGGUGGAGCAGACCAAACAAAAUGUUGUAAAUCGUUUGCGCUGCAAAAUGGGUUUCAAGCGCUUCACCCGUGAUGGAUUCCUUAGCAAAAACGAGGACAAAUCACGACGCUAUUAUCACUCUGGCGAGCUAAAGGAAUUCGAAGGCCUGGAAUGUGAAUGGCCGCUCUUUUUCAUAGCCAUGAUUAUCGAUGGCGUGUUCAAGAAUAACAAUGAACAAAUUGAAGAGUUCCAAAACGAUCUGAGGCGCUGUUUGCGUACUGAUGUCAAUGGAGAUCCCGUGGUGACAAUGUACUAUGCGCCGGAUGGAGAUGGCUCCUACAUGCGUGCUCCAUCGCAAUCGCUGUUCCUGUGGGGACAGUCCUUCUUUAUCAUAGCCCAGCUGCUGACCGCAGGACUCCUACACAUCAAUGAAUUGGAUCCAAUCCGCCGCUACUUGCCAAGCUAUAAUCGGCCCAGAAGGGCUGGUCGUUAUUCGGCUUUCCAGGGCAAAGCUAUUGACGAAAAACACAAAAAACCACGCAUACCUAUAAUAUUGGAUGACAAAAAGGGCACAGCCACUGAUCUUGUGGUGCAGAUUGUCCUGAUUGCCGAGUCCAUGCGACUGCAGGCUAUGAUGGCCACCUAUGGCAUUCAAACACAAACCCCACACGAGGUGGAACCUGUCCAAAUCUGGAGCUCUACAGAGCUCAUUAAAGUAUAUCAACAUCUCGGAGUUAACAACAAGGUUGGCCUGUCCGGUCGUCCAUCCAGACCGGUGGGUUCUUUGGGCACCAGCAAGGUGUAUCGCAUCUGCGGCAUGACCGUCCUUUGCUACCCACUAAUCUUUGAGGUCUCCGACUUUUAUCUCUACCGGGACAUGGCUCUACUAAUUGAUGACAUCAAGACAGAGCUACAGUUUGUGGGCAAAUACUGGCGGCUGUCGGGCAGACCGACAGUUUGUCUGCUUAUUCGGGAGGAGCACAUGCGUGAUCCGCAAUUCAAGGAGAUGCUUGACCUGCUGGCCAUGCUAAAAAAGGGCUACUGCGAUGGCAUGAAAGUUCGCAUUGGUCGUCUACAGAAUCUGAUUAGCAGCUCGUGCAUCGAGCAUCUUGACUUUAUGAACCAAAGUGAUCUGACCGACAACGAGAAUGCGUUCUCGCAGAUCAACCAUGAGUACAUUGGCUACCAAUCGCUAACAGAUGUUCCCAAAGCUCUGACAUAUGUGGAGGAAAAGAUUUCGGUUGCGCACUUCGAUACCAAACCCACGCCGGAUAUCAUCAACGCACUACGCAGUACGGAUUCCAUUUACUGUUUGUGCCAAUUGUGGGGUAUUAUUCUCAACCGCGAGGGUCCUCAUUUCGAGGUAAACGGUCUGAAUGUAAACACGGCCUUGACGCAGCUAUACCACCGCGCUGGUUCCUUGCGCUACUGGCGUGCCGUGCGCUACUGCUCUUCUCUUCUUCACCACAUUGUGGACUCCAUUAGUCCAUUUAUCACCACUGUGUUAGUGAAUGGCAAGGAGCUCACAGUGGGCAUCAUUGGCCAGAAGGAGACGGUUUUCGACAAGCCCAUGACGCCGGCGGAAAUUCAAAAUGUCAUGUACACGAGUGUCCAACCCUACGACGUCAUCCAGGCGGUGUUGCAGCAGGAAGUGGUUCUGUAUUGUGGCCGUUUAAUAGCCACCAAUCCAUCCAUGUUCCGUGGCAUAUUAAAAAUUCGCAUUGGCUGGGUGCUGGAGGCCAUGCGAAUCUAUUUACAAAUCUCAGGACAACAGAGCAUUGAUGUGGACAAUCUUUCGCCCUUCCAAGUCCGCAUACUUCUUCAGAAAGUUUUAACCGUCAGCGAAUGGGCUGUAGAAGAAAAGCUUACUACCCUACAACGUCGUCAACUGGAGGGAUGCUUGUGCCGUGUGCCAAAACAUUUCUAUAACAAAAUCUGGGAAAUCCUUCAGCGAACCCCACAAGGCAUUCUGACCCAGGGUCAUCAUUUGCCAGCCACGCCCACACUAACCAACAUGAGCCGCGGCGAGUUGACCUUUAAUCUGCUGGUCGAGGAAACUCUGAUUUGCAUUGACCGCCCGGAAAGGCGUCAGAUAACCGUGGAGCUUUUGUGCAUUGUGGCCACCAUUCUUAAUCGUAACCCCGAGCUGCACUUUAAGCAAGCUCUAGACUUGGACGGCAUCUUGGCGGAAGCGUUCGCAAUGUACUGCAAGGACAAUAACAUACAGCAUCAACCAAAAGCAGAGCAUGAGCAGACCAAAAAUGAGGAUCUCAAGGCUUUCUAUUCGUUGCCAUAUUCCGAGACUACGGGCUAUUUGGCUCGCGCCGCGGUCAACAAGGUUUUGCAGGGUGGCAUCUUCUCCACCACUGAAGAGGAUGUUCAGCUCGAUGGCGAUCGUUUGCACGACGACAACUGUAAGGUAUCCUAAGCCGAGGAAAUCCGGAUCUAGAUUAUGUAUAUAGCACAGUUUGACAUAUCUUCGUUGCACUGACCCACCAUUAGCUCGAAUGUUGUAGCUAUUUUAUUCUGUUAUUCUUAUUUAACUUGUCUCUCUGUGUGUCCCUCGCCGUUCGCCUAGUUCUAAAUUAAAUGUUAUGUAUAUUUUGUUGCAAUAA
Drosophila simulans is the source of this 3669-nucleotide messenger RNA. RefSeq names its product probable phosphorylase b kinase regulatory subunit beta. Gene Ontology annotation, molecular function: calmodulin binding. Gene Ontology annotation, biological process: glycogen metabolic process. Gene Ontology annotation, cellular component: phosphorylase kinase complex. The record is from RefSeq and is a predicted model, not a curated record. Lineage: Eukaryota; Metazoa; Arthropoda; Insecta; Diptera; Drosophilidae. The transcript is spliced from 12 exons. Bases 138 to 3482 code for a protein of 1114 amino acids.